AUGGGGAAUGGAGGUGUAGAUCCAUCAUUUUUCACGUCGGCAUUAGGAGGUGGUGUUCUCUUCCUAGGCAUGAUGUACAGCAGUCUGAGCAUUUCGUUGCACGAAUGGAAGGUGCAGCAACUGGUGCUCAUGGCGGCCCUGUGCUACUCUCCAGUCCGAGGGAACCUGUUUCAAAACAAACCUCUGGCCACAGAGUACGAUUUCAUCGUGGUGGGCGGUGGCUCCGCUGGUGCCGUGGUGGCCAGCAGGUUGUCCGAAAUCUCUGGGUGGUCAGUUCUGCUGCUGGAGGCUGGAGGAGACGAAAAGAUAAUAUCGCAGAUCCCGAUGCUGGUGUCCUACACGAUCCCUACGGCCCUCAACUGGGGCUACCGCGCCGAGUUCACGCCCGGGGUAUGUCUGGGCCUCAGGGACCGACGCUGCAUUUGGCCACGCGGCAAAGUGCUGGGAGGAACAAGUGUCAUUAAUUACAUGCUGUAUACACGAGGCAACCGUAUCGACUACGACCUGUGGGAAGCUUCAGGAAACCCCGGGUGGGGAUAUGAACAGAUCCUCAGUUACUUUCUCAAGUCUGAAGACCAACAGAAUCCCUACCUGGCUAGAAGCCCUUAUCACUCCACGGGCGGCCCUCUCGCGGUCAGUGAGGCCCCCUUCCGCACACCUCUCUCUGUCGCCUUUCUGAGGGCCGCCAACUCCAUUGGCUACCCACUACGGGACACGAACGGUGAACCUCACACAGGUUUCCAGUUCGUACAGGGAACGGCUCUCCGGGGCACGCGCUGUAGCUCCAACAAAGCAUUCCUCGGAUCUAGCAUAAGAAGCAGGCCCAACCUUGAGAUCUCGCUGAGAUCCCGAGUGACUCGCCUUCUCUUGGAAGGAAGUAAGGUGACCGGUAUCGAGGUGGCCAGAGACGGGAAGCGCUAUCGCGUUAAAGCGCGGAAGGAGGUAAUCUUGUCUGCAGGCAGCGUCAACUCCCCGCAGAUACUCAUGCUCUCUGGCAUUGGACCCCGGAGUCACCUGCAGGAGCUGAACAUAAGCCUGGUGCGUGACCUUGCCGUGGGGCUGAACUUGCAGGAUCAUGUGGGACUUGGCGGCCUCACCUUCCUGGUGAAUCAGUCAGUUGGCAUCACUGAGUCAGGGAUACGGAAUAUAGGGACGAUACUAAAGUGGCUGAAGGACGGUGGGGGCCCUCUCAGCGUACUCGGAGGCGCGGAGGCCAUUGGACUCCUCAACACCGCCUCACCCCACGAGGAAUGGCCCAACGUCGAGCUUAUCUUCGCCGCGGGAUCCACGAACUCAGAUGAGGGGGGUCUCAGGAUGGCUCACGAUUUAUCCGACGAGGUCUACAACAGGGUCUUCCUGCCCAUCAAGGGGCAUCCUUCCUUCACGAUAUUCCCAGUAGGUCUACGGCCACAAAGCAGAGGAGUUAUCCGCCUGAAAUCCAGCAACCCGUUUGACGCGCCACUGAUGUACCCGAAUUACUUUGCCGACCAGAGGGACGUCGAUGUGAUUGUGUCAGGUACGCGACUGGCAUUGGAGUUGGUGCAGACGUCGGCAUUCAAGCAGUUCGGCGUCAGACUCCACGAUAUUCCCAUUCCGGGCUGUGAGCAUCUCCAGUUCUCCACGGAUGAAUAUUGGGAGUGCCACCUCAGGCACUAUACAAUGUUGUUCCACCAUCAGGUAGGAACGUGCAAGAUGGGCCCAGGUUCAGACCCCGAUGCUGUGGUAGACCCACGUCUCCGUGUGCAUGGGAUUCAGCGUCUUCGAGUCAUUGACUUGUCCAUAGCGCCAAUCAUCCCCACUUGUCACACAAACGCUUUAGCUAUGGCUAUCGGUGAGAAAGGGUCCGAUCUCAUCAAGGAAGACUGGGGUGUCUCAUGGAGUAACGAGACAGGUUGCCGCACGAAGCAGACUCGGAUGAGAAGCGUGGACCUCUAAGUGUGGGCCACUAUUUACAAUUUUUACGUACAUCAGGGCGUUCUUUACAUCACUUAAUGGAUUCAGGCUAAUAAGCUUCAGUAUCAUGUCUCUGUGUCUUCAGACACGGGUUCGGCAAGAGCCUGCAAGAGAGGACCUUCUUUAUCCUCGUGUGUCCGGGAUACAGAAGAGGUGGAGGUUGUCAAGUCCGUACUGAGGAAUUUCCGCACAUAGUUCUUUCGUGGUUCAUCGUGCCAAUUCAGCUCCAUCUUAGCGACUAAUAGUUUUUGUCACAUGCCUCCCUAGUUUCGUGGUCAGCAUAUUCGCUUAGGAGGUGUGAGACC
Messenger RNA from Cryptotermes secundus, 2258 nucleotides. RefSeq names its product glucose dehydrogenase [FAD, quinone]. NCBI's taxonomy places the organism in Eukaryota, Metazoa, Arthropoda, Insecta, Blattodea, Kalotermitidae. Gene Ontology annotation, molecular function: oxidoreductase activity, acting on CH-OH group of donors; flavin adenine dinucleotide binding. The transcript has 8 exons. The record is from RefSeq and is a predicted model, not a curated record. The coding region runs from base 1 to 1935 and encodes 644 amino acids.